AUGAAUUAACCGAGAAGCAAAAGUUUAAGAAUUGACACACCUAGUGGAUAAUCAUAACUAAAUAAGGAUAUGGUUCUUAAAUUAUAAUCUUUAAACCCUUCUUCCUUUGUUACAUAUGAAGUUUUGGAUUUAUUUUUUACUUAAUUGUAGUCAGUUUUAAGAGAAAUAUAAGUUAAAUAGCAAGACUUUGAAAAAAUGUUUAUUUAUUUUAGGACAUUUAAUGAAUUUGAAAAUAAGCUAAAAGAUUUAGAAUUAGUAGUCAAUAGAAUAGCUUAAGUAGUAAUACCACUUUAGGAAGAAUUAAUUGAGAAAGUUUAAAAGAGUGAAAUUUAACAAUAAUCAAUAGAAAAAUACUUUUCGACAUUCCCAUAAUAAUUAGAUCUAAUUCUUAAUGAUAGGUUUAACUUUCUUGAAAAUUAAAAUAAUCAUAUAACAAAACAAACCAAAAAUAUACAAGAAAAUUUGGAUGAAAUUUAGAACCAUGUAUUUAAUUUUCUAUUUAUAGAUAAAAAAACAAGAUAAUGAUAUGUUAAUCCUAUUAAAAUCUUAUAAAGAGUUAUUAUCUAUAGAUCCUCAAUAUAAAUCUUUAAAAUAGUAAUUAAAUUCAAUUAGUGAAGGUCUAUAUGAUAUUAAAUAACAAUUUUUUUUAUGA
Molecule: messenger RNA, 652 nt
Organism: Paramecium primaurelia
Lineage: Eukaryota; Ciliophora; Oligohymenophorea; Peniculida; Parameciidae
Source: the annotation of a GenBank genome assembly